AACGUUAAUAUAGGAAUAGAUAACAAUCACCUAAGUGUUGGUCUAAUUAAAGAAAAAGAUUUGGAUAUACAUGUGCACAUGACAAAAUAUUCUCUCUAUAUAUAUAAACACUCUCCAAACUUCCUUAAACAAAAUUAAUAAUUCUCUUCCACUCAAAAUCCAAAAAUGUCCUUUGAAUCCUUAUUUCUUCUUCUCCUUGUUUUCAUCUCUUCAUUACAAUUAUCAUCACACCAUGCAAAUGCAUAUCCUUUAUCAACACAUUCAAGAUGGAUCAUAGAUGAUACAACAGGUGAACGUGUGAAACUUGUUUGUGGAAAUUGGGCUGGUCACCUUCAACCAAUGAUCCCUGAAGGUCUUGAUAGAAGACCUUUAAAGGAACUUGUUGGUGAGCUUGUGAAAAACAAUUUCAAUUGUGUUAGAUUAACAUAUGCUAUUUAUAUGUGGACAAGAUAUCAAAAUGGCAUUGUGAAUGAUACUUUUAAUGAUUUGGAUGUGCCUGAGAUUGUUGAAGGUAUUGCUAACAAUAAUCCUUCUGUUUUGAAAAUGACUCAUAUUGAGGCUUUUGAUGCUGUUGUUAAAGAACUUGGUGAUCAGAAUGUUAGGGUUUUGCUUGAUAAUCAUGUUAGUGAGCCUAAGUGGUGUUGUCAUGAUGAUGAUGAGAAUGGUUUCUUUCAUGAUAGACAUUUUGAUCCUCAGGAAUGGAUUCAUGGACUUACUUUGGCAGCUAAACACUUUGAAGGACAUCAUCCUGUUGUGGCAAUGAGUUUGAGGAAUGAAUUACACGGUCCACGCCAAAAUCUAAAAGAUUGGUACAAGUACAUGAGCCAAGGAGCAUUUGCAAUCCAUAAAUCAAAUCCAAAUGUGCUUGUUCUUAUCUCAGGUUUAAACUAUGACACUGAGUUGCAGUUUUUAAGGAACAAACCAAUGGACAUAGACUUGGGGAAAAAAAUGGUGUUUGAGACACAUUUGUAUUCAUGGUCUGGAAUUGGAACACUCAAAUUGAAAGAGAUUUGGUCAAAGCAACCGUUGAACAGAAUUUGUGCCGAGAGCAUCAUCGGUUUAGACCAAAGAGCUGGAUUUCUUACCAUGGGUCAGAAGGCAGUUCCUUUGAUCUUUACUGAGUUUGGAUUUGAUCAAACUGGUUCCACAGUUGAAGAUAAUAGGUUCUUGACAUGUCUUCAAACAUAUCUUGUUGGAAGAGACUUGGAUUGGGGUUUGUGGGCUUUUCAUGGUGGUUAUUAUGUUAGAGAAGAUAAAGUUCAACUUGAUGAGACAUUUGGUGUUGUAGAUGCUACUUGGCAUAAGCUUAGAUACCCUAAUUUUACUGACAAGUUUCAACUUUUGCAAAGAAAGAAUCAAGAUCCUACUUCCAAACGCUCCAAAGCAUACAUCAUGUACCACCCUCUUACUGGUAAAUGCGUACAAGUGAAUGAAAACAAUAAGCUUGAAAUUGGUAGCUGUGAGAAUCAAAAGAGGUGGACUUAUAAGGGUUCUCAAAUCUUUUUGAAAGAGAGUCAAAAGUGCUUAACUGCUUCCGGUGAAGGGCUUCCAGUUUCCGUUUCUGAUGAUUGCGAAAGCAAGAAUAGUUCAUGGAAAACUGCAUCACCUUCUAAACUUCAUUUGGCUACUGUUAAUCAAGAUGGCAAACAACAACUUUGCUUGCAAAAGGAUACUAAUUCAUCUGCUGUUGUGACUUCAAAAUGUAUCUGCAUACAUGAUGAUUCUCUUUGUCUUGAUGAUCCUCAGAGCCAAUGGUUUCAACUUGUUGCCACCAAUGUUUAGUUUGAGUUAUUAUGUUUAGGGCUUUGAUCUAUUAAUUACUUUAGGUUUCUAAGUUAACUAGGUAGGUAAUAAAUGAAUGUUAUUCCGAAUUAGUUUAUCUUAGGUUCUUUUUUUAUUGAAUUGCUCUAUCAUUAUAGAGCUCUUAAUGUUAUGUUUAGGUUUUAAGAAAUGCAAUCAAAUAAAAAUAUCAAGACAUUUCUGUCA
Messenger RNA from Medicago truncatula (barrel medic), 1986 nucleotides. RefSeq names its product glycosyl hydrolase 5 family protein. Gene Ontology annotation, molecular function: hydrolase activity, hydrolyzing O-glycosyl compounds. The coding region runs from base 166 to 1782 and encodes 538 amino acids. The transcript is spliced from 3 exons. NCBI's taxonomy places the organism in Eukaryota, Viridiplantae, Streptophyta, Magnoliopsida, Fabales, Fabaceae. The record is from RefSeq and is a predicted model, not a curated record. Gene Ontology annotation, biological process: polysaccharide catabolic process.